AUGUCCUCGCAACAAAUACAGCCACUAAACAAAUUUUCCAGGCGCAAGAGGAAUGAUGAAUACACCCUUAGGCUCGAGGAGCAAAUACAAGUACUUACAGCGAAGCUGCAAGCUUUAGAAGAGCAACGAGGUGCUGAUUCUUCGGCUCGGGGAGAUGCAUCGACUGCUCGCAGCCCUAUUACAAACCCAUCUGGCGAACUGGCAUCCAAUGAUUGGGGAGAUUUUGAGAUGCAUUCCGCACCGGCAAUAGGGGAGAUCAGCCAGCUUAUGUGGAGGAUGAAGCUCGGAACCGAUGGCGAUGUCUCAUUUAUAGGGCCUUCCACGAACUUCCAUCUUUCGCAAAACGUAGAGGACAAUGCAGAAGGCCCGCUAAUCACAGUCCGCAACAAUCAAUUAAGUGGGUCCUAG
Molecule: messenger RNA, 408 nt
Organism: Pyrenophora tritici-repentis Pt-1C-BFP
Lineage: Eukaryota; Fungi; Ascomycota; Dothideomycetes; Pleosporales; Pleosporaceae
Biological process (GO): regulation of DNA-templated transcription
Molecular function (GO): zinc ion binding; DNA-binding transcription factor activity, RNA polymerase II-specific
Source: RefSeq, a predicted model, not a curated record